AUGAAGGGCAACUCGGGUGCCAUGUGCCCAUGCCGCUCGAAGCUCUGGGCAGUUUGUCUCAUCUGCGCUGUGCUGGGCUCUGGCUGGAUGAUGUCCACACGCUGCGUGUUUGAGGUGGCAGUGCUGUUUCUCGCCAUUGCCGCUCUUCUGCUGUUUUGGACCCUUGCUUGCCGGCCAACGCUUUGCAUCUCGGCUCUCUACCUGGCGAUUUGCUUUGCCAUCCUCAUCAGAGAGACUUUGCUCACCGUCACGGGCCAUGUGCCAUGUGGUUUGCCCACCUUCGGCAGCGAAUGCGCCGAAACCCAGUGCGAACAGAAGAGCUACUUCCUGUUCUUCGAGACGGGAUGCGCCAAGCACCUCUGCGUGCGCACAGAGCGCUUGGAGGUCCAAUCCGUUUUCAAAGUUCCGGCCAGCGAGCUACACACGGUCUGGCUGAUUACUGGCUUGGCCUUCGCUUGGGCGACCCUGUUGCUGACUGCACUCCAGCUGAAGCAGUGGAUGACACCAGUUUUCGGUGGACUGCCAGCGGAGCGCGGAUACUCCAUUGCCCGCCUGACGGCCAUUGUGCUGCUCCUCCCGGCCACAUACGGCGUUUGCGCUGCUGGUGCCCUGCGGGUGAUAACAACGAACAGGGAGGACACCUGGACAGCUGAAGCGCUGCUGGACGUUGCAGAACUCUUCUCUGCAAUCGCACUGUACUCUUUCCAGCGGCUCCUCAUAGUGUACGUCGACGUUCUUCACGCAGACUCACCGAAGGCUGCGGUGAAAGUGGAGCCCGACCAGAUUCGCCACAGCUUCCAGAAGGUCAUGUCUGUGGGCAUCCAGCAGUACGUCGUGUUGCAGUUCGUUUGCAACUCGAUCCUGGUGGCUGUCAAGGCUUGGGAUUGGCUGCACCCAAGCUCCUGCGAGGACGCCCUCCAAGGCAUGAUGCAGUACGUCUUUCCACGGCACAACAUCAGCCUGGCGAUAAACGAGGCAAAGCUGCGAGACACCAUCCACACGAGGACGAGCUCCUUGGCAUGCGAGGACGUCUGGAAUGCUACCUCAUUGCUUAUGGUGGUAGCGGACUUCUUCACCUGCAGCAUCGCGCUCUUCGCGGUCCUGCAGUACGAGCAUGCCUUCAAUGAUGCGCUGCGACCAGUGCGGCCAUUCUGGAAGUUCUGGGGCGUGAAAGGGCUGCUGUCGGUGAACUUCAUGCAGACGAGCGUUCUGACAGCUUUGGGCUUUCUCUUGGCCAGCGAGACACCCUCCUAUGUGCGGACGUUCCUGAACUACUACCUGCUCUCCGCGGAGUCCUUGGCGCUGGCCUUGCUGAAUCUCUGGGCCUAUCCUGUGAAGCAUCCGCGACCCUCGCGGGAGAAGGUGGACUUCGUAGACGAGCUUCAAGAUGAUGAGUCCUCUCGCACCGCACAGCCCUUCGAGAUCGAGGCGCCCGCACCGGCGGCAGAGACCUUGGGCCGAAAGCAGUCUGCCUGA
Molecule: messenger RNA, 1476 nt
Organism: Symbiodinium sp. CCMP2592
Lineage: Eukaryota; Dinophyceae; Suessiales; Symbiodiniaceae
Source: the annotation of a GenBank genome assembly